UUGGCUUUUGCCGUUUUGACCUGUUCCCGUUUUAAACGUUGACAGGAAAAUGGAUGAGGGCGAAAUAAGCAAAACUGACUCCCUCAAUACGCCUGCAUUUCAAAAUCCAGAAGUAGACACGACUGAAAUAUUAUCAACGGAAUGUGUGGCAUCAGAAGGAAAAUCAGUGCGACAGAAUACCUGCUCAGUCUGUGGUGCAUUUGGUCACAACAAGAAAUUCCACAAGAAAAAAUGCAAAAUCUGCCAUACAAGUGGUCAUGUUAGCUUUCGUUGUCCAAACAAGUCAACUGCAAAAGAGGCUGGGACAUCAUCUUUAAAAAGCAUUGACGAACUACAUUUUCCAGAAAGAGAAAGGCGGGGGACUAAGCAAGAUUUAACUCAAGGGGAGAUGGAUAUUACAGCCAGGGUGUUAUUGUGCUGUCACAAUGAAAAGAAAUGGAAAGAGAUACAAUCAAUAAAAGAUAUAAGUCAGCGGGCUUCAAUGUAUACAGGAAUAUCCAAAGCAACAUGCGCUUCAAUUUACAAACAACUAAAAGAGGGUCAUUGGCCCGAGAAAGGACCAUCAAAGAGGGGCAAGUAUGAUCGGGAAACACACAACCUGAAGAAAAAGCCAACAGAUACCAAAGAAACGAAGAAUAAUAAAACUAGACAUGGAAAACAAACUAGAGCCAAGAAUGCAAGCAAAGUUAGUAAAACGUCAACAGACGUGUGUUUGAGUAGUUAUGAUACUACUGUGAACAUGUCUCAAGCCCACCAAUUAAACGAAAUUACCGUGUCCACUUUACCUAUGCAAAUUACGUCUCAUCCUUGUCAGCAGAAUUACACGCUUCUCACCAGUACGAGCAAUAUGCAACCUGGUUCCAGUGUACUUUCUAACCUUCUCGGAACCCAGCAUUGCCCGCCAACUAUCUGUGAUCAGACGCAAUCGCAUUUUCAAGGGAUGGUUACGCAGACAGUUAGCAGCAUGCAACCGAAUCAGCAACAGCAAGUUCAACAACAUCAGCAUCAACAACAUCAACAGCAACAACAUCAGCAACAUCAAGUGCACCAACAGCAGGUACCACAGCAACAGUUAAAUCAGCAACAUCAAGUUGACACCUUCUACAUUCAAGUGCCUGUAUAAUAUUUAUUAUUAUUUUUGGAUUUUAUAUAUAUAAGUUUUUAUAUAGUACGUAUUUAUUUCAAGUAUUUAUAAGAGUUGCAGUGGUGGAUCCAGGAAUUUGAAAUAGAGGGGGUUGAGAAAGGCACUUUUAAAGAUGGAGGUUCCCGACUACCUCAGUUCCACCAUUGUUGGGCUAAGGUAUUAUGUUUUUUAUUUUUAGCACAGGUAAUUUUCUCUUUCAGAAGGAUGUCAUGGGUUCUUUACAGUGCACUCAAUAUAGUUUGUGUACAUAAGGUUAUACUCCUUAUCUGAAAAGAUUUUUACAACUACCCAAACCCGCUGACCUCUAAUAGCUGGAUUGCUCAUUGGCAGGAUUUAGUGAAGCUAUUGACGUCAUGUUGGGAAGCCCGAAACGUCAUAAAUGCAUCAUCACAACGCAUAACUUUAGAACCAGUGUGACGAUCACCAAGAAUGUGACAUAGCUUGCACUUUUGUAUGCUGCACAAAUAGGCAUGUUGAUUUGAAUAAUAAUGUGAAAAAAACAUUUUGUUAAAUUUUAUAUUAUUAAAAAGUAUUGCAAGAAUCAAUAUUUGUAACAAUAAUUUAAACAAAUGUAAACAACAACUUUUCUAGACUGGAACGUCACUUUGGCUCAUGUAUAUAUAGCAUCAGUGGCUUCACUUUUUUCUGUACAGUGAUUGGCCGAUGAGCAAUCCAGCUAAUAUACUAGAGAUCAGUGCCUGAACCAUAUCUAGAGGUCUCAAACUAGCGCUGAUGUAAAGGCUCUGCGUCAAACCACCUUAACUUCUUGACUGAGCAAUAACAACAUGUGAUGUUAUGUGCAUCUGAAAGUUAUAUGUAAAUGGUGUUGUGAAGCAUGUAGCUCAUAUAAUUCAAUUUUGUAAAAUGUAAGUGCUUAAACCAGCCCCAGAUGCUGCAAAUAUAAUAUGCUAUGUAUGAUGGUAUUCCUUCCAGCACACAACAUGCAAUAAUGUAGAAUUUUUAUAUUUGUGAUAUAUCAUAAAACAGUGAUAUUUUAAAUAAGGGAAAAUUAUGUUUUAUAUUAAUAAUAAUCAAGAAUGUGAAGUAUUUUCUAUUUUAUCAAACCAAGUAACUUGAACUAACCUGAAACCAGAUGAAUAUUUUCAACCAUGUUAGAGAUAAUAAUCAAGAAUUUCUGAACUAUUAUAUUGUAAUAACAAUUUAUAUUAAUUGUUGCUAUAUAAAUUUGAAAUAAGGUUAUGUAACUCAUAUUCACAUAUUAAAGUAGUUGAAUAUGUAACAUUUAACACACUUUUUAAUUAUGUGUAAAUACUUUAUAUUUUCAAGAAGUUUUGAAGAUUUUUUGUGGUGCUUUUUAUAAAUAUAAGUUAUUCUGUAGACAGUUUUCAACGGUCAGAGAUAUGCGUUCAUGCAAUGAUAAUUUUAAAACUCAAUAAUGCAUUCUUAGAUCGUCCAUUUAUUUUCAUAAAUAAUAAUAAUAAUUUAUCCCAUGUUCAAAGUAAACAUUUUACCUGUGAUAUUUCCAUAUAUGGGUGACAUUAUAGGAAGCUUGGCGUCCCAAAACCAGCAUACUUAUCCUAAUUGUUAAACUAACUAAUUAGCAUAAGAAUGUGGCAAAGAAGCCAUAAUACUUGCGUUGCGUUAAAAUUUCUUUGCUUUUUGUAAUUUGAUGCCAGAUUCAAGAAACAUUUCUGUUUAUGUAUUUUUAUAUGUGAAUAGACCAAUAAAGCUUAUCUUAUCUAAUUUUCAUCAACUUUGGCAAUAGUAAAUCGAUGCUAGUAAAUAACCCAUCAUUUUAAAGCUUAUUGUAUAAUGUGGGGAAUUGGAACAUGUUAAGAAGUUAAUUUUCAUGUUUUUGUCACCGAUGCUGGUUUUGGCAUGGCAAGCCCAUACAGUAUAUACACAUGAAUAUGCAAAUUCGAGGAUAAUAUGCUACUAGAGACAUGAAUAUGCAAAUUUGAGGAUAAUAUGCUACAGUACUAGAGAAAUAGACUGUCGUUCUUUACUUGGUGAACAUUUCUUAAAAUGUUGGAUUUUGCAUUACAAAUAAAGAAAUCUGACAAAA
Anneissia japonica is the source of this 3170-nucleotide messenger RNA. RefSeq names its product G-box-binding factor-like. NCBI's taxonomy places the organism in Eukaryota, Metazoa, Echinodermata, Crinoidea, Comatulida, Comatulidae. Bases 50 to 1123 code for a protein of 357 amino acids. The transcript has 4 exons. The record is from RefSeq and is a predicted model, not a curated record.